Messenger RNA from Saccoglossus kowalevskii, 558 nucleotides. RefSeq names its product large ribosomal subunit protein uL30m-like. Gene Ontology annotation, biological process: translation. Gene Ontology annotation, cellular component: large ribosomal subunit; mitochondrion. Gene Ontology annotation, molecular function: structural constituent of ribosome. Lineage: Eukaryota; Metazoa; Hemichordata; Enteropneusta; Harrimaniidae. The record is from RefSeq and is a predicted model, not a curated record.
CGUACUCCAAGUGUUAAAAUGGCCGCGACGUGCACGGCUUUAUGGAAAAAUUCGGUGUAUAACGUUGUUCGUUUGGCUGAGAGGUCGUUAAUAAGAUGUCAUCCAGUGAGAACAUGUUUCUACACUUCACAUCAUAGAGGUCAAGUGCGUGCUAAGCCAGCGCCAUUACAAUUGGAGGAUGACGACAAAGAACCACACAUGUUACAUGCUGUGUACAGAAUUCACGCCAUUUCAAAGCGACCUUAUUGGGAGCGAAAUAUUAUUAAACAUUUAGGAUUGGAUGUGAGGUUCAACGUUGUGAUUCAUAAGAAUACCCCUGCAGUGAAUGAAAUGUUACAAGCCAUUAAACACCUUGUCCGAAUACAACCUGUCAUUUUAAAACACGGCCUUCCAGAAGAUGGAGACUAUGACAAUACACUGCUUAAAAAUAAUGGCGAGUUUAUUUUGACCAAAAAAUUAAAACCAUUGAAAGACACCAAGAUAGAAAACGAUGUGUGAUGAACGUAUGAUUUAAAUUUAUUAUCAUUUUAGAAAUAAAUAAAAAAAUACUUUCUGUUA